CCCCCUCCCCAACUACCACGCCACACUACCUCUGGAAAUACUGAAGCAGUGGUUGAAUACCGAGCAGCGAAUACUAAUGUCCCCGGGACGCCGGCGCGUAUCUCCCCGCCCGGCGGCGUCCGCUGUCCUGUCGCCUCACUUCACCUCUGGCCAGGACGACGUGCCGCACGAGAGAGCAGCGCACCGCUUCAUCGGGGCGGCAAUAAAAACAUUUACUUUUGGUGGUGCGAGUUGGCCCUCGCCCUCAGUCACCAGCGGCCACUGGGCCGCCCUGCCAGUUGAUCGUUUGACCGAGGUUGGAGCUGGAGCUGCAGUGGUCACCAGUAGCGGUCCCCUGCCCGCCCGCCCGCAGCCACGCCGCGCCAAGCCCCCACACCAGAAGCUUGUUUUUGCACGGCCAGCGGUUUUUGUCUUUGUCAUCUACUACGGCUGAGUUAGGCCCUGUGGUCCGCCCGUCGUCCGUCUCCGUCCGCCCGUCCGGUGCCCGGUGCGCAGGGCCGACAACUUAGACUGCUCCAGCCAGCAGUCGCCCGGCUUGCCGCCAGACACCCCCUUACUUGAAACAUGUGGCUGCUGCUGGCGCUGCUGCUGGCGGGGGCGGCGCUGGCGCUGAGGCUGUGGCUGCGGCGUGCGCGCGACCUGCCCCCGGGGCCGUGGGGGCUGCCCGUGCUCGGCUACCUGCCCUGGCUGGACCGCCUCCGCCCCCACGAGACGCUGGCGGCGCUGGCGCUGCGCUACGGGCCCAUCUUCACCGUGCCCAUGGGGGGCGUGACGGCCGUGGUGCUGGCCGAGGAGGCGCUCGUCCGGACCGCCCUGGCCAGGGAGGCGUGCUCGGGGCGCGCGCCGCUGUACCUCACGCACGGGCUCAUGCAGGGCCACGGGCUGAUCUGCGCGGAGGGCCCCAUGUGGCGGGACCAGCGGCGCCUGGUGGCCGCCGCACUCAAGAACUUGGGUGCCGUGCGCAGCCCAGGACCGCGGCGUGACCGACUCCAGGAGCGGGUCUGCAGAGGGGUGCGCGCCUUCGUGCAGAGUGUGACGGAGGCCUCCCGGCAGCAGGACGGUGUGGUGGACCCCCACGCGCACCUCACUGAGGCCGUGGGCAACGUGGUCAACUCGGUGGUGUUUGGCCGCACGUGGGCGCCGGACGACCCCACGUGGCUGUGGCUGCAGCGCAUCCAGGACGAGGGCACCAAGCUCAUCGGCGUGGCGGGCGCCAUCAACUUCCUGCCCUUCUUGCGACUGCUGCCCCAGAAUGGGCGCGCCAUCCGCUGGCUCAAGGAGGGCCAGCGCUCGCAGCACGGCCUGUACGCGGAGCUGGUCGCCGAGGUGCGAUCGGGCCUGGGCGAGGCGGACGACCAGGACGACGACGGCUGCGGUGCCCCGGACAAUCUGCUGACGGCGUGGCUGCGCGAGUCCGCGCGCCGCCCGGACAGCCCCUUCUACACGGACCGGCAGCUGCACUACCUCCUGGCCGACCUGUUCGGCGCCGCCCUCGACACCACCGUGACCACGCUGCGCUGGCUGCUGCUGUUUGUGGCCGCCAACCCCGUCGCUCAGGAGCGCGUGCACCGGGAGCUGGACGCGGUCCUGGGCGGCCGCGAGCCCACCCUGGACGACCAGGCCGCCCUGCCCUACACGCAGGCCACCAUCAUGGAGACGCAGCGCAUCCGCUCCGUCACCCCGCUCGGCAUCCCCCACGGCGUCGUCGAGGAUACGACCCUGGAUGGCUUCAGGAUCCCGAAGGGCACCAUGUUGGUGCCGCUGCAGUGGGCGAUUCACAUGGACCCCCAGCGCUGGGACCGACCCGACGAGUUCCGCCCCGAGCGCUUCCUGGCGGAGGACGAGACCCUCCUGCGCCCGGACGGCUUCAUCCCCUUCCAGACGGGCAAGCGCAUGUGCGUCGGCGACGAGUGGGCCAGGAUGAUGCUCUUCUUGUUCAGCGCGGGCAUGCUGCAGCGCCUGCAGCUCUCGCUCCCGGACGGCGUCGAGGCGGACCUGGAGGGCGUCUGCGGCAUCACUCUCACCCCCAAGGACCAGGCGCUGCGGUGCGUGGAGCGGCAGUUGCGAAAGAAAUAAAUCCGAGAUCUCAAAAA
Messenger RNA from Frankliniella occidentalis (western flower thrips), 2093 nucleotides. RefSeq names its product cytochrome P450 306a1 (gene phtm). NCBI's taxonomy places the organism in Eukaryota, Metazoa, Arthropoda, Insecta, Thysanoptera, Thripidae. Gene Ontology annotation, molecular function: iron ion binding; oxidoreductase activity, acting on paired donors, with incorporation or reduction of molecular oxygen, reduced flavin or flavoprotein as one donor, and incorporation of one atom of oxygen; heme binding. Bases 565 to 2076 code for a protein of 503 amino acids. Gene Ontology annotation, cellular component: intracellular membrane-bounded organelle; cytoplasm. The transcript has 9 exons. The record is from RefSeq and is a predicted model, not a curated record. Gene Ontology annotation, biological process: xenobiotic metabolic process.